AAUAGCUCAGCUUUGUUCACGCACCAAGAGCAGAGAGUGUUUGGCUGUUGGUAAUCCAGCUUCGAAGGCUGAAAAUCGGUGGAGAUAACAGCAGCGGGUGGAUUUUGUUGUUCGAGUACUCUUCAGGUUCUGCUCGAUCAAUCUCCUCUAUUGAUCUUUUUUGGUCAAUCAACACAUGAUGUACGGCCAAACAAUAAGAAGCAAACUGAGUUUUCUCGCUCAUUCAGAAGAUCCAAAUUCCGAAGUGUCUUCCUCGUCGACCCCUCCGCAUGGAGGAGAUUAUGAAGGUGGAGAGGAACAGCAGAAAGGGAAUUCCUAUGAAGUGUUCUUGAGCUUUAGAGGGACAGAUACUCGUAAAGGCUUCACCGAUCAUCUCUAUACGAACCUUGUUAAUGCAGGAAUUCACGUGUUUAGAGAUGAUAAUGAGCUCCGUGUUGGUGAGGAGAUUGGCCUUGAGCUUCUACACAGUAUUACACAAUCUCAGAUCUCGAUCCCCAUUAUCUCGGAGAACUACGCAUCCAGUAAAUGGUGCCUUCGCGAGCUAGCUGAGAUGUUGAAGUGCAGGAGAAGUAAAGGGCAAAUAGUAUUGCCCAUAUUUUACAAAGUGGGACCCUCGCAGGUACGGGAUGUUGCAGGGCGAUUAAGAGAUGCUAUCAAUACACAUAAAGGGAAUAUGGACGAAGUGAAGGGAUGGGAAGAAGCACUCAAAGAAGUCAAAUCCUUGAAAGGAUGGGAAUCCAAUAAAAUUGAUAACGGGUAUGUUAUUCUCCAAGGAACUUGGUUUAGUUUCUCAUUUAUCAUACUUGAAACAAAAUAUAAAUUUUAUCAUCACAUAUCAAAUUUUUUUUUAUUUUUAUAUGACAGGCAUGAAGCAGCAUUAGUUGCAGAGGUUGUUGGAAGAGUUAUGAGUGAGUUAAAAAGACUUUUUCAGCUAAAUGUUCCUGAACAGUUGGUGGGAAUUGAUGAUCGUGUGGAACAGAUUUUGAAAGAGAAAGAUUCUUGGAAAAAUGGUACAUGGAUUAUCGGAAUUUAUGGAAUGGGAGGCAUUGGUAAGACAACUCUCGCAAAAGUGUUAUACAACAAACUCUCUAUUGAUUUUGAGGGUCGUAGCUUUGUGGCAAAUAUUCGAGAAACAUUUAAGAACGAGGGUAUCAAAUGCCUACAAAAGCAGCUCAUUUCUUCUAUAACAAGAAAACCGUGUGAUGUGUCUAACGUCGAUGAGGGAAUUGGCUUCAUCAAAUCUCAAUUUUCAAAUAAAAAAUGCCUCAUUCUUCUUGAUGAUAUAGAUGAUAAUAAUCAGUUGAAAGCUUUGACCGGAGACGGUAAUUGGUUUAAAGCUGGAAGUAUCGUCAUCAUAACAACUAGAAACAGGAAUAUUCUUGACGAGGCUAAGGCAAGAUUGUACCCACUCAAUGAGUUGCCUUUCAAUCAGUCAUUGAUCUUAUUUUGUAGACAUGCAUUUGGAGAGGAUUCUCCUCCAAGUGAUUAUGAGGAUAUAUCUCAUGCUAUUGUAUCUACAACUGGGAGGCUUCCCUUAGCUCUUGAAGUUAUGGGUUCAUUCUUACAUGGAAAGGCAAAAGAAACAUGGAAUGAUGCAUUGAAGAAAUUAAAGAAAGUGCCUGAUAAGAAAGUGCAAGAAUCGUUGAGGAUCAGCUAUGACACAUUAGAUAAAGAAGUGCAACAAAUAUAUUUGGAUAUAGCAUGUUUUUUUAUUGGAUCAUCCAAAGAAAUUCCGACUUAUAUGUGGGAUGUCUGUAGCUUUUUGCCAGCAAAGGGGAUUGAAGUAUUGAUUCUUACAUCCCUAAUCGAAAUUGAAAAAGACGACAAACUAAUGAUGCACGAUCAACUACGAGAUCUUGGAAGAGAAAUAGUUCGUUUAGAAAAUGAAGAAAAGCCUCAGGAGCGCAGCAGAUUAUGGGAUAAGGAGGAAGCCAAAGAUGUGCUUGACAACAACAAGGGCACUUGUAAGAUCGAGGCCCUCCAAAUUGGCAAUGGCCGAGGAAGAAGGUACACAAGUGAACAAUUCAAAGAACUGACCAACUUGAGGUUCCUUCAAAUGGAGUUUGCGGAUCUCGUUGGAGACUUCCAGAACUUGCUUCCUAAUUUAAGAUGGCUUCGGUGGCAGCCUACUUCUCGGAAUUUCGAAGCGGUGAACUUUCAUCUGGAGAAAUUAGCCGUGCUCGAUUUGUCUAAGAGUGGGAUUUCAAAGGACUGGGGAGGAUGGGGUCCACUCAAGCUAGCAACCAAGCUCAAAGUUCUGAACCUCUCGAAGUGUCUUUCUCUAAGAAGAACUCCCGACUUGUCCGCUUUUAAAAGCAUGGAGAUUAUGAUUCUUGAAGAUUGUAAGAAUCUGGAAGAGAUUCAUCCUUCUAUUGGGGACAUCAAGACCCUCAUCUCCUUGAAUGUCAAGAGUUGUCAUAGACUGAAGGAGCUACCGGUAGGAGUAGGUAGAAUGGAAGAAUUGAGGGAGCUUAUCUUGGAUGGUACUGCUAUACAAGAGAUUCCUAUUUCAAGAGAUUAUUGGAAGAAGCUGAAGACGCUAAGUGCCUCAGGGUGUGAACGACUUGCUCAACUUCCGGAAUCUUUGGGCUCCCUUGGGUCGUUAACUCGGCUGAACUUAUCUAGUCGAACGAUUAAAGAAUUACCAGAAUCCUUGGGAUCUCUUGUGUCGUUAACUCAGCUGAACCUAUGUGCGACAGGGAUUAAAGAAUUACCUAAAUCCAUUGAUUCUCUGAAAAAGCUCGAGACUCUUAAUGCCAGUUAUUGUGCAUCAUUGGCCCACAUACCUAGCUCCCUAGCCAAUCUAACAUCUCUACGGAACUUGUUAUUAUGUGGAUGCGGCUCGUUGACAGAAAUCCCCGAUUCGAUUCAUAAGUCGACAUCAUUGACUAAGCUGGAUUUAAGGUGGACAAAGUUUGCAGAGUUAAGCAUUGGGAAAUUGCAAAUUUGAGGAUCUUGGACGUUCGUGGAACUCAUGCAACAGAAUUGCCCGGUGCCAUCGGAAUGAGAGAGAAAAUGUUCGAGCGCACAAUGAUGAACUGAUGAAGACAACUCCUCUAGCAUCUUUACGGCAUUGCCUGGUGCCAUCGGAAUGUUGGCUCGUUUUCUGGUAUAAUUUCAUGCCUAAGUCGCCGUAAGAUUUCUGUGCCUUUCUCUUCUUUCUUGAGCGAUUGGUGAUUGACAUUGAAAAUACAGAAAAUUGGAACUGAGUCAGAAUGAUGCCCGAACGGAUCGCGGGAUAGGGUGGAAUAAAUGUGAUGUAGUAUGCUCAUACUCGUGUCAUUUAAAAAUUGAGUGUUUGGAAUCUUCUUUGCAUUAACCAUACUUCGAAUUUUCGCGAUAUAGACAAAACAAUUGGAAAUAGAUAGC
Messenger RNA from Rhodamnia argentea, 3369 nucleotides. RefSeq names its product disease resistance protein L6-like. Gene Ontology annotation, biological process: defense response; signal transduction. Lineage: Eukaryota; Viridiplantae; Streptophyta; Magnoliopsida; Myrtales; Myrtaceae. The transcript has 5 exons. The coding region runs from base 176 to 2950 and encodes 924 amino acids. Gene Ontology annotation, molecular function: ADP binding. The record is from RefSeq and is a predicted model, not a curated record.